This is a messenger RNA of Hyalella azteca, 2123 nucleotides long. Its product is annotated as motile sperm domain-containing protein 2-like. The coding region runs from base 361 to 1149 and encodes 262 amino acids. The record is from RefSeq and is a predicted model, not a curated record. NCBI's taxonomy places the organism in Eukaryota, Metazoa, Arthropoda, Malacostraca, Amphipoda, Hyalellidae. The transcript is spliced from 2 exons.
CAACCUUAUAGUUGCGUGAAAGCGUUACCCCAGUCUGCAGUUGCAAGAGGCUCCUCGCCUCGUUUGUCAGACAUUUUAUUUUGAAUUUCUAGGUAUCCUGUACCUGGUUGUUUUCAGGCAACAGAAACCGGCAGCUGUGAGAAGUUUUUAUGAAAAUGAAGAUUCUCGAUUCCUUCUACAUGCUAGAAACACUUUUCUAGCUCCUGUAAACAGUUGAAGAAGUUCUUCAUACCUAAUGAUUUAAAGAAUGAACGUAUCUGAACAAUACCAUAAGUUAAGCUAUCAUAAUUUGAUCGACAAUUGAGGAAAAUAAAUCAGUUGUGAAACCGCCGCUGAAGAUCAAUCAGCAACUAGUCGGCCAUGAGUCCUUCAGCCACUUUCGAAGGACCUACAGAGACGGACGUUUCUUCCCUUCGGUCGGCGAUCCUUUCGGAGGUCGCCAGUUUCGAUGUCGACUUCUUCGACGACAGAGACGUCGCAAGAAUAGAACACGAUGAUCUAUACAUCAGGAGGUUCUUAUUGCAGAACGGCUCUGAAGAUUUGGCUGUUAAAACUGCCAUCGAAGCCUUACGAUGGAGAAAGAAAUUCCGCGUUAACGAUUUGAGGUCUAGAGAUGUUGACCGUAGGCUACUAUCAGAAGGAGGGAUGUUCGCGCACAAUAGGGACAGGGAAGGAUGUAAGCUAUUAAUUUUUUCGGUGCGCAAGUACGAGAAACAAAUGUUUGAAUUUAUUGAGGUGAAACGACUUCUAAGUUACUGGCUUGACAGAAUAGAAAGAGAAGAAUAUGGGAAAAAAGUUACGGUGGUAUUCGACCUGAGUGACGCCGGUCUAGAAAACGUAGACCUCCAGUUUGUGCGGCACCUGAUCAAGCUUUUCAAGUUCUACCACCCGUGGAUGCUCAGCAAAGUUAUUCUCUACGACAUGCCCUGGAUCAUUCAAGCAGUGUGGAAGCUCAUUUACUCAUGGCUUCCUAGCAGUUCAGCCGAAAAAAUUCGAUUUGCUGACAAGAAAACCAUCGAUCAGUUUAUCGACAAAGAUCAGCAAUUAUUGAGGUGGGGAGGGACUGAUCAGUACGAAUUUGAAUUUCGGGAAGAAGUUCCAGGGAACACAACACCAUGGCUCAAUAGUAGAUCACUGCAUUUGAUGUGAAGAAGACUUAGCUGUGAACCACUGUAAUGCUCGAAUCUUGUUAAAAAGAAAACUUUAUUGAAGUAGUUCAAUAAGAAUAUCGAAAAGAUCUAUUUUGUAGAGUGUAAUAAUUUUUCGUGGCCGAGUUGGAGACAGUUUUAUCCGAUUCUCGUCGAUGCGUUGAAACUUUGUGCACGAGUUCUUUGAGUAUGCUGCACGUAUUGGAUGUUACGAAACAAACGGGCUCUGGCGAGAUUUUGAUGGAGUUUGCUUAAAAGAUGUCAUAAUAUCUUGAAGUCAGUUUAUUUGUUCAACAUUUGAGAGUAUAUACAGCUAAGAUUUCACGAAUCUGUUCAUUUUGACAUGUUGGAAAAGUGAUCACCGACUUUUAUGAGGGUUGUUGUCUGCAAUAUCCUCCAUUCUUUUAUUAGUACUAGUUAUUGUUCAUGUGACGUAAUUACUUGUAAUUCGCCAAAGUUUGUGUGUGUGUGAAUUUUUCCAAAAACCUGGAGCAUCAAACAUUAUGGUAGCUUCUUAGUGAGAGACUAGGCUAAGACUGUAAGAACGGGAGAAAAUGUUUGGAGUAAUAUUGAAAUUUCAUUUAACAAUUUUUAAAUAUACAUCCAUUUUUAAACACGCUAAAUAUUCUUUUUAAAUCGAGAGUCAUAUAUGAGUUCUAUGUUCCAUGUAAAAUGCGGAUUUGCAUGGGUAUUUUUGUAAUUACCUUAAAUGAACUUAAUUGUUAAAACUGGGAUUAGGGAAAGUUUGUAUGACGGUAUUCACAAUAACGGGAUUAUCAAAUUGCAGGGAUUAUUGAGCGCGGGCCACGAUAGACUAACCUGCUAGUUCAAUGUAUAUAAGAGUAUUUUCAUUAUAGGGUGCACUCGGUUGAAAAAUGAAGCAAAAUUCCAUCGGAUGUGAGUUGGUCAUCCGAUAUUAUUACCAAAAUUUAAACACAAUAACAAACCUAAUACUAGUGAUCAAAGUUAAAUUUU